Xyrauchen texanus (razorback sucker) is the source of this 2292-nucleotide messenger RNA. RefSeq names its product zinc finger HIT-type containing 6 (gene znhit6). Gene Ontology annotation, biological process: snoRNA localization; maturation of LSU-rRNA from tricistronic rRNA transcript (SSU-rRNA, 5.8S rRNA, LSU-rRNA); box C/D snoRNP assembly. Gene Ontology annotation, cellular component: pre-snoRNP complex; nucleus. The transcript is spliced from 10 exons. The record is from RefSeq and is a predicted model, not a curated record. Bases 107 to 1312 code for a protein of 401 amino acids. NCBI's taxonomy places the organism in Eukaryota, Metazoa, Chordata, Actinopteri, Cypriniformes, Catostomidae.
GAAUCCGGCAGUCAGUCACACUGGUGUGUGUAGCGGCGCACAUGUUCAAUGUUUUGAUCAGAUAAGUGUUUGAUGCGUUUAGAAACUUUGUGUUAAUUUAGUGAAUAUGGCAAAGUUAAUUUUAAAUAUGUUGCCUGUCAUGGACAUCGACGAUAAAUCUGGUGAUGAGCCGAGAGGAGUUAAACGAAAGAUUGCGCUGUCCAGCUGUGAGAUCUGUGGAUCUGAGGAGGCCAAAUACAGAUGCCCAAACUGCAUGAAACACACCUGCAGUUUGGCCUGUGUGAAACAGCACAAGAUGUUAUCUGGAUGUCGUGGUGUUCGAGAAAAGGCGGCUUUUGUCCCAAUCGCUCAGUUUAACGAAAUCAACAUGCUCAACGAUUAUCGGUUUCUAGAGGACACUGAUCGAUUGAGACAGCGGUCCAACAGAGACGCACUCCUGCACGCCAGUCGCCAACAUCCCAAAGAGGGGAAGUGGAUGAUGAGGAAAGCACGAGCGGCCAAAGUCACACUGAAGUUUCUGCCAAAAAUGUUCAGCAAACAUCGCGAGAACCGCACCAUCUUCAGAAAAGCGGAUGGACGAUUGCACUGGCAUCUGAAGAUCCAUUUCCCUCAAAGCAAUGCGGUUUAUUCAGAGAGAUUUCCUGAUAACACACAGCUCAUUCAGAUUCUCAGUGGCUUCAUCCAUCCCUCAGCAUCAGAUCCAAUCAAACGCCAAAAGUUGAAAGUCUACGUUCACGCGCCUCAGGAGGACAUCAGAGUCUUUAUGAAGUCAGAGGAGACGCAACCAAACUCACUCAGGUAUCUCGAGCUGGCCCCAAAGAAAAGUCUGGGAGAAAACCUGAUGUAUAAGACCGUCGUGGAGUACCCAGAACUCUUUGUGGUUCUGAAACAGCACAGCCAAGAGUACCUCACUCGCACACUGGAGCGUUCCAAUACUGCCCAAGGUGUUGCAGACAUCUCCAGAACUUCAGCUACCAAAGCAGACCCGCAUCCUGAAACACUUGCGCGGGUGGCGAAGAGGUCCAAGAUCAUCUCGGAUGAUGUUGAGUUUGAAGAUGGAGAGAUCCGAAGCGAAGAAGAAGAAGAGGAGGAUGGAAGUGACAAGGAACAUAAUGGUGUCAAUGGUGACCUCAAGAAAACUGACAAAGACGACGAAGAUCAUAAUAGUAAUGCUGAAGAUGACCGCAAUGAGGAAGAGCGUCGAGGAAACCAAAGCCACCAUGAUGGACUCGAGAUGAAGCCCAAGGACCCUCUUCCUCAAGAUUGUGUUGAGGAUGCAGAGCAAGAUGGCCGCUGCAGUAAACCUCAAUAGUAGAACUGAAGAAAGGGCAAUUGUUUCUCAGGGUUUUGGAGAAGACUUCGAGCAGUGUUGUUGUCAGUUAACAUGUUCGUCCCAUUUCUGGUGUUGAUGAUUCUGUCCAGAUCCAUACGAGGGAGUUGGAUGUCAGAAGCUCGCUACAGCGGCUUAUCUGUGAUGGCGUGUGUGACGGUAGUGGUUAUGCUAGCAAUCGAACUGCCCGUGAACUUAGCAUCUGAUAACAUGAGAUAAUACCAGAUAAUGUUUUAGCACUGACAUCAGAUAAUGACAGACACAAUAGUUGUUGCCAAGGCGAUAACGGAAUGUUUUGGUGAGCGAUGUUAUUUUAGUUCUGAUAAGCUUUAUCAGAGAUGUCACAAUGUGUCACUGUGUUCAUGGAGACACAAACUGAUAUUCUACAUCACACUGAAAGAUGCGUUGCUGUUGUUUAACUCUAUUGUGUGCAUUCUAUUGCCUUUGAUGUACCUGAGGAGAGAAUAUUAAAGAGUUGCUAUAACAGUUUAAAGGUUGUUAUGUACUUCUUGCCAUGGUAAACUUUGCAUGAAUAGCUCGUGCAUAACUUGCGUGUACACUUAUUUUUUUUUAUCAUGUAAAAUCACUCAAUUGUGCAUUUUGGGUGGGUUUUGGGGUAUUUAGCCCUGAAAAUGUAAUUUUUAUUUAUUUUUUAAACAUUUCUCAAAUACUGAAGCAAUCCUCUCAAAUGAUAUACCAUUUACAAAACGAAACGGAUGAAAUUACAAGUAGAACCACUAGAUGGCGGCAGAGAGCUACAUAUUGUUCCCUGGUUGGAGAGAAAAGUUUAGCAUUUUGUUCGAGGUUAUAUUCAUCGGUUUAUGCAUGCCUGAACACCUUGUGAUUAUAGAAAAAAUAACUCCUGUUAAAAGCUGCUAAGUAAAAAAAAAUUAUGAUUUAACCUGUAUCUCGCAUGCAAAGUAAAAAACAAAACGAGCUGAAAAGCUUCAUUAACACUUCUA